Molecule: messenger RNA, 7309 nt
Organism: Armigeres subalbatus
Lineage: Eukaryota; Metazoa; Arthropoda; Insecta; Diptera; Culicidae
Gene: milt
Product: trafficking kinesin-binding protein milt
Exons: 8
Coding region: 1257-4430 (1057 amino acids)
Biological process (GO): mitochondrion distribution; vesicle transport along microtubule; protein targeting
Cellular component (GO): cytoplasmic vesicle; mitochondrion
Molecular function (GO): myosin binding
Source: RefSeq, a predicted model, not a curated record
UUUUCGGUGUGUGGUGCUGCAAAAAUAAAACUCCACAAUCGCGAUUCGCGUGUGAAAUUGGUGCUUUUCUCGUUGUCUUUCUGGCGUAAAAAUAUAAAUUUAUCGUUGUAAUCUGCUAGUAAAAUACCUUCUAAAUUGUCCAGUGGUGAUGCUUGUUGUUAGAAAAUUGUUGCGUUUAGUGUAAUACGGAAUUCCCAAUUUGUUUGAUUUUGUUUCCGCUGCUUCUCACAAAAUCGAAGACCAGAACGGGGCUGCUGGUUAUGUUUUCUUUUUUCGUCAUCCGAACCAACGAAAGAGCUGUGAGGCUGAAGAGGCCGAAAGAAGACAACGUUGCGUGUAUUGAAAAUUUUCAUUCAACAACCAAUCGACCAAGAGUGUGAAAAUAGUGCACAGAAGAAAAUUCCCAUCACUUGGUGGAAAAAGUGAAACCGUGCACCGUGAUUGGAAGUCAGAAUACCCAACCAAUCCACAGGGGAAGUGCAAGUGAGUAAGGGAAUCGUCGGGAUUGUGUGUGUUGGGAGGUGUUCCGAAGAGGAGUUCCGACCUCGGUGAUCACCGUUCGUCAGUGUGCGUUCAGGUUCGAGUGACCACAGGAUGUAACGGGAAGAGAAUUAUCAGCUUCAGAAGAUUUUUUUUUGUUUUGGACACAAGUAAGCACAGUGAGGAUCAUUUCAGAAGAGGAUUAAUCGUACUGCUUUUGUUGUCUUCCGUUCGAUAAGAACCAAAGGUCCUUUAUCAUCGUCAUAGUCGUCGUAACAAUCCAAGAUUGUGUGUUCCAAGUGGUACAAUCAUGUAAUGUGACAAAGCGUGUGCACCGUCGUGCUAAAUUGUUCGUUUCGAUACCUUUCUGUUCUAAAGUGUACAACACGCAAUUCCGAUUAUCAAACCGUCACCCCUGCCGCUUCCGCUACAAUCACAUGCACCCAGUUAUUUUAAGGAAGCUCCAUAAAAUUAGUUAUACCGAUUUCCCUGUACAGCGGCUUACAAUCCCUAAAGUUAUCGCAACAAAAGUGCUUGAAGCCAUUCCUGCCCAAAGUUACAGCAACCUGAACUAUAGCGCAAUACGUUAAAAUAACUCAUCAAAGGUGCGAGCCAACAAACCCGUCAAAACGGCGCGACAAAUCUCAUCCAAUCAGGAACAUUACCAGUCCAAGCUGGCUGCUGCCUCACAAUGUGGGGCCAGGACCCCCCUGAGUCCUGUAACGCAGGCUACAAUCCAGAAGCAUCUUCCAGGGCUACCGACCAAGCGGCUGUUGAUGCAGCAGGCCUACCGAAAUGCUGCCGCCACCGACCAGAUCCAGUGCACCAAAGUGGUCGAGAAGCGAGACGUGGGCUGUUGUACCGAGGUAUGCAGCUCGGACAACCUUCCGGAAGUGGAGAUUUUUUCGCUCCUGGAAGAGCAAAUACCACGCUACAAGAUCCGCGCGGACACGACCACCACCUUCGGUGGCUACGAAAACCAAGACUGGUUCGUCAACUAUCCGGCGCUUCCGAUCCCGCAGGAGGGCCUGGGCCUGACCACCGAACAAACGCGCGAGGCUCUCAACUAUUUUCUCCUAUGCGGUAAUCGCGUGAGCCAAAUGACCCGCGCGUACGAUGACAUCGAUGCCGUAACGCGCCUGCUAGAGGAGAAGGAGAAGGACCUGGAACUGACGGUGCAGAUCGGGAAGGAACUGCUCACCCAGAACACGCACCUCGAGAGCCGGGUAGCCGAGCUGGAGCAGGAGCUGAAGAACACGAACGAAAACCUAGCGCAGCUCGCCCACGAGCUGCACCAGAAGAACGAGCUGAUCGGGAUACUGACCAACGAUGCGGACGACAGCAGUGAAAAUGUCACACCCACUGUGUCCAAAUCGGUGAACCUUGAACUGCUACAGCGGAAGGUCAAAUCAUUGGAAGACGAAAACAAAUCGCUGCGAUCGGAAGCGGCCCAGCUGGUGCAGGAAACAGACGAAUGUGAAGAGCAGGAGCGAAAACUGAUGGCCGACAUCGCGAACCAACUCAGCACGGCUAACAGCGAAUUUGAUGGACUGAAUUUGGAGCUAGAAAGACUGAAGGAAGAGAACCGACUCCAACAUGAGCAAAUUAUCAGCCUUACGGGUCGCCUGGCGGAGGCCGAGAUUCGGCUACAUCAACUUACUACGGAGAACGAAGAAGCGUCUUCGUUGCUCAGUAUUACCAAAGAGAACCAGAACCUGCUGGCUGGCGAGCUGACGGAGUUCAAGGCACGGUAUCAGGAGGUCCUUAAUCUGCUGCAUGACACGCAGGAGCAGCUGCGACGCCAAAGAAAACGCUCCCAGCCGAUGGCGAGGAGCUCGCUGAUCCCGGGUUUGAGUGUUCCGGCGCCAGAUUCGCUUCAGUCGGAAUUGAUGGAAACCUCGCUGUAUUCGGAGCAUAGUCUGGAUUCGGGUAUCGCUUCGGAGCGGGGAGGACCACAGCAUCUGCCAUCGUACAAAAAGGUCUUUGAAACUGUACGUUCCGCUACUCGAGCAAAUACGACCGGUUUCAGCGAUGGCUUCUCCCAGUUGGGAUCAAUGACUAUGAGUUCCUCAUCGCAGCCCCGAAUGGCACCUUACGUUUUCCCCGGUACCACAACUACACAUUCUUACAAGAGUGGUUCGUCUAUAUAUAGCACAAUGUACGAAAGUUCUUCUCUCGGAGGUCGAUCAUUGUCACGCGAAAGUUUGGUCUCUGAAUCGGAAGAUGGGUACCCAGGACCAGCACAAGCCGGUAUUCCCGGCGCACCUGGUGCCAAAGACCUAGAGGCAGCUCUGAAACGACUGACGCCAGCCGAAGUACUGGCCCGCAGAGCAAUGCUUCAGCAUGCACCAGCAGGAACCUACAGCUACGAUGAUCAGCCAAGCGGAAUUCCUUUGGGUUGUCGAACACCGGACAGUAUCAUGUCAACUGGAUCGUCGGGCCUGUCCGGUAUGUCGUCGAACCAAUGGCGUCUUCCAGAGAAGCUACAGAUCGUAAAACCAAUUGAAGGGUCGCAAACGUUACAUCAUUGGUCUCGUCUGGCUACACCAACCCUCAGCGGACUGCUGGAAGAACGCCCCGGAGUCACGAUCCGCGGUGGACGCGGACUAGAAGACCUCGGCCUUCAAACCUACUCCCUAUCGGAUGUAGAAGAAGACGCCGAAGAUCACCCCGGCAAGCGCUUCCAAUCAUUCGGCUGUACAUACACCUUCACCAACAGCACCGUGAUGCAUCCGGAUGAUGGCACCACUGCGGUCACGUUUAGCCUUCCACCAUCGCAAAUGUCCUCGCAGAUGGCCUCCGAGUGCCCAUCGAGACAACCUUCUGCCCCAUCCACACCCCGCUCCGGCCUGUCGCGAAGAAACUCCUGUUCGACGUUCUCGGUGAAUCUUGGGCUGGCAUCGAUGCUGAACGAGCGCGGUAUUAAGGCGGUGACACCCAGUGCACUGAACACACCUGCUGGACCAAAUUAUUCGCCGACGGUUACGCCCUGCAACAGUCCCGAGGGCUCUCCAAAGCGUUCAACGUCCCCUGAUGCACCGCUGUUGUCCGGAUUGCUCGCGUCUGGUGCCGAUAUCCUGCGUAAGAAGUUUGCUGUGGCGUCAUCGUCCAGCGAAAUGGAACGCCCGUCGCGGCUAACAUCCCGAAAUAAGCUAGCCCUGUCCCGACUGGAGAAAAAGGCUCUUCGCUCGAUCAAGAUUAUGGAGAAAGUCGAAAGUAUGGGUGUAGAUAACUUUAUGCCACACGCUGGUCACGGAAUUAGCCCUCUGGCCCUUCAUGGAUCGUCGGCACUGUACACAUCGACGGUUCGAGGUCGUACUUCAAGUCCAAUGGCACAGUUGACCAGUUUGAAGCACCUACAAGAAAGCCGUAUGAAGCAACCUCAUCACCACCAGCACUCACAAGGACAGGACGGAUUGCUAAUCGACAAGGAAACGAUCAAGGCCGUACUUAGCAAGGGCCUGUCGCACGACAGUCUGAAGAAUUUGUCUUCAGGAUCAAGUGACGCCUCGGGAUCAUCUUCGGUGGCGUCGGGCGCCUAUGCCGACAGUGAUAGUGGAACUUCGUCGAUAAGCGGUGCUGCCGCAAAGCCGGUGACGGUCAAAAAGGGUACGACAACGGAUCACAAGUCAACGGAAGUGGCGCCUUCCCCGGCGACUGCCGCCCGUCUCAAGCAGAUGCAGCGACAAAAAAGCCGACGAACCCUUCUGAACGGUGCUAACGGAUCCCAGCGGCCUGACCUCGGCACGGUCAGUGGUUCGAGCAGAUCCGCCGGUGUGCGACCCGACCUCGGUACGGUAGGUGGUAGCAAUAAGUCGAAGAGCAAUAGCAAAACCGAAACGGCUGCCGCUCCAGUGGCACCCGUUCCGGAGCAAAGUCGCUCGCUAGGGCAGAGUGUGUAUGGUACGAUUAGUUCACUACUGUUUGGACGCAAGGGAGGACUCCUGUAAGAAGAGGGCACACAUACGCGUGGUGAAAAUUUUCCUUUAUGGUGAAGAGUUUAUUUUAAAUUUAUUCACCGCUUUUACGGCGAUUAGAGCAUAUUUACAUCCAUUCUUUACAUUUUUCUUGUGAACGUAAAAGUUGCAGCACAUUUAUCUGACUGUCAAUGAAACAAUUCUUUAAAAUUUGUAAUAAAUUUGCGUAAGCUUAAAAUGUAUGAAACCGCUCUUUUUCGGAAUGCAACUUUCCCCGAAAACAGUAUCAUCAGAAAGUACUUAUGAAACAGAAAGUAGAAAGCAAUUGUAGGUUGUAAGAGGAACAAAUUCAAAGUUGAAUUUUAUAAUUUUCGUAUUCAAUGACGAUUAGUAACGACAAAGCAGACACACAUGAACACUACAGACACAUUCCAGUGGCACAUAAAGAUCGAUUACUUUUAGAUUAGAUUGUAAUAGUUUAGUUUUGAUCUUCCUCGGCAAUCCCAUUCAUGAACACAAGUUCUGACUCUGUUUUCUUGGCUCUUCCUAUCUAUAUAUUGUACUAUAGCUCUGCCUGACUUCUUUUCAAACAUUUUAGUUGCAUUUUUGACCAAUCCGCAAUGCGAGUAAACUGCCAACUAGUUUAAAGUUUUAGCCAGUUGCUUUUAUUUUAUAGUUAGGAUCAGCAUUUCCGAAAUUGAGCGUUUGAUAACAUUUUUGUUCCUGCAAAUUUCGUUCCCACUUAACAAGCAGAUAAAUUUAAGCAAUGAAACAAUUUCCCGUCUCUGUCAUUAUCCUAAAAUAAAAACAUAAUAACAUUUUUCAUUAAUAAAACAACUUAUCGGUUUUCAUCGUUUCAAUUCUUCUUCUUUUUUCCAUCAUCAGACUUGUGACCUAUGCAUCUUGAAAAAUUCUAUUUUUCUUAACGUUUUUAGAAAACAAAUCCAUUCGUUAUACCCUAUUUUUUAUGCACAGUUUAAAGCUUGAUUGUUUCUAGGAAUGCACAAAAACAAAUUACUUACUAUUAUUUCUAAAAUUUAAAACCCCAUUUUAUGACAGUUUAUCAAUACUUUCGGUGGAUGUACGUAUAAGUGCGUUACUCCAAAAGCCAAAGUACGAAGUGGAUGAACAAAUUGCCACCCGUUCCGGGCCUUUCUGUGAAAGGGUCGUGUCAACGGUCAGAGUGGCAUUUUUAGAAACUUUCCUCUUUCUGUACUUGAAUUGUUGCAUCAGUUUCUUCUAUCUUGGUUGUGCAUCUUCAUUGCCUAUCUGAAUCAUUUAUCUAAGGAUAACUUCCUUCUUGUUCCUUAUUACAUAAUUUAUCUUGACUUUCUUUCGCGAGAAAAUAGCUUUAAGAUACUUAUUAUUUAAUAAUUUAAAAGUUGUUUUCAAACUCUUCGGUGCAUUACUAUCAAGAGGAAACAUCUCGUCAUUCUUGAUAUCUAUGGUAUAGAAAUGAUCAUAAUGAUUUGUUGCGUUAGACAUCAUAGGACAACGACUCUUAUUUAAAAAGUAUUCAAGUAAAUGAUUGAGUGUAACAAUCAGUUUACGAUUCAAUUUAUUGCUAUGGUCAUUCAUUUUCUAGAAUAUGCCCAAACUUUGAAUCGUUGUAUCGUUUUCACAUGUUACAAAAAUGUCCGUAAUCGCCAAAUAUACAAUAAAAGGUGCUCUUGGAAAUAUUAGGAUAAAAAUACCGAGUUCGUGGUAGUAUUUGGUCCUCCCAGCAUUAAACACGAAGAUUGGAAUCGAAACGUACAAGAGGAGUGAGUGUCUUGAACCCCUAGAGGUUGUUUGUCAUUGGAACAAAACGUGUGCUUAUUAAAGCAACAACAAAGUUGAAUUGUACAUAGAAAAGCUAUUAAGAAUUAAAAAAAAGAAGUGAAGUCUACAAAAAUAAACAACAUAAAUCUAGACAAAAAAAAUAAGAAAAAAACACGCAGCUGUAGAUAAUUAUUUAAAUAGUUAAAUUUAACAUAAUACAUAAUGACAGAAAAUACAACAAUGAAACAAAAAAAUGUAGCGUAACGCUUGCGCAGUAAGUAUUUAUUUUUAUACGAAACUAAAAAGAAGCCUACAAUUUUUGCUAUUCACACCGAUGGCUAACCCAGAGCAAAAUGCUCAAAAUCGGUUGAGCAAAAUAGUAAUUGAAACGAAUUUUCCUCCCUUAGUGCGCAAAACCGCAAUAAUGUUACUUGUUUAAAAGCAUAAAGAACUGUGAACUUCGUAUUAGCUACUCCAGGGAAAACAACACGAAUGAAUAAAUACACUUUACUAUACAUCAAACAGGACAGUACUAUAGUUUAGAUACUAAACAAACGUAGUAUAAACAUUACUGUAUUUGUUCGUUUUCAGUUUCGUAUAAUUUUUCAUACUUCUUACAAACACUAAUACUACAAUAGAGAUACUAAAAAGCAUAAAUUUCUUUAAAUCAGCAUUAACAAAACGCUACUAAACAGCUACCCCCAGGCCCAUACAAAUAGAACGGAAAAAGUUUGCUUUCAGGCAUCAUUAAAAGUAGAGAAAACACGUUACGUUAUGGUAUUUCCUACCGAUACUUAUGAUGGUUAAGAUGAAAGAAUCGGUGCCGUCAGAGACCUAAGGCUAUGUGCACAAAACAAUAGUAACAGCACCGAGUAAAGUAAAGUUGCAAACAUUGUUGAAUCAUUUUUUUUCUGGAAAAGGAAAACCAUGAAAAUAUCUGUGACGAUUGAAUAAACUGAAGAAAACUUCGAAUCGGUUAGAUCAAUUAAAAAGAAUGUUGCAGAAACAUUCAAGGCGAUUAUAAAGAACAAAACGAAUGGUAAAAGAUGUUGGUUGAUAACUGUAUUAUUAGGAUGUUAAACGAUGAAUGGCGGGAAUAUAUUUUCCGUUGGGAAGAAUUAUGAAGAUAAACAAUAAAAUUUAUUAUUGAA